CACAUCUCAAAGAAAGAGAGAGAGAGAUCAGCAUGGCCGCAUCUCAACAGGCUGCCCUGGCCGCUCAACAAGCUCAAUCAGCUUUCUCUCAGCAGCAAAACGGGCAAGCAUACGACGCUUCGCAGCAGAGACAGCAGGCUGCUUAUUAUGGUCAGGAUGUGGACGAUGACGAUGCUUAUUUGGAGGAUGGAGACGAGGUUGACUUGAUCCCUGCUGAUUACGGUCAGGCCGAUGACGCGUAUCUUGACGAAGCUGGUCAAGCUGCUUUGCUCGAGGCGCAGCAUGAGCAGCAAGCUCAGGCGCAAGCUGCCGCUUUGGCCGCAGUGCCUGAUCAAGUCCGCAAAUACAUCGUCCUCUUUCAUCAGGCCAUCGUCAACAACUCCAUACCUGAGAUCAGCUCCGCGUACGAGAGCAACUGGAAUCGACUCACUGAAAAGUACUUCCAGAAGACCGAGUGGCCAGAGGCUGAAGUCAUUGCUCCCUUGGUUGGCGACGACCAACGCUUCUUGACGCUGUACAGAGAGCUCUGGUACCGUCACGUUUACUCGCGUCUGUCUCCAGAUGGAGAAGAUCGCUUUCACUCCUACGACAAUUACUGCGAUUUCUUCAACUACGUUCUCAACUCCGAAGGUCCUGUGCCCCUCGAUCUGCCAGCUCAAUGGCUGUGGGACAUCGUGGACGAGUUCAUCUAUCAGUUUCAGAGCUACUCGCAGUGGAGGAAUCGAGUGAACAACAAGACGGAGGACGAGCUGCUUUUGCUGCAAGACGGGGGUGUAUGGAGCAGUUACUCCGUGCUGAACGUGCUGUACUCCCUCAUUCAGAAAAGCCGCAUCACCGAGCAAUUACAAGCUGUGCAGGCUGGUGAGGAUCCCGAAGAGGCGGCAGGCGAAUUUGGCAACAAGCCUCUGUACAAGAUGCUUGGCUAUUUCAGCAUCAUAGGGCUACUGCGCGUCCACGUGCUGCUAGGUGACUACACGCUGGCUCUGAAGAUGCUGGACCACCUGGAACUCAACCGAAAGGGAGGCAGCAUCAUGAACAAGGUGACGGCAUGUCACGUCACCGCGUACUACUAUGUUGGAUUUGCAUACCUUAUGCAACACAGGUACCCGGAUGCCAUUCGGGCCUUUACCCACAUCUUGGUCUUCAUCAUGCGACUCCGGCAAUACCACACAAGGAGCUAUCAGUACGAUCAGAUCAACAAGACUGCAGACAGGAUGUAUGCGCUCUUGGCGAUCGCUUGCGCACUCUGCCCGACGCGGCUGGACGAGAACAUUCAGACCGCCCUGCGCGACAAGUACGGCGAUCAGCUCAACAAGAUGAGCAGAGGGGAGGAGGGUCUGGCAGCAUUUGAAGAGCUUUUCUUGUACGCGUGCCCAAAGUUCAUCACGAGCAAUGCCCCACCGUACCAUGAUGGAGAUGCUCUAGCGGACUACCAAAAAUCCCCGAUGCCAGACCCGGCUCAACAUCAAGUCAAGGUCUUCCUCGCAGACGUAAAGACGCAGCUGUCUAAUGGCAACAUUCGCUCCUUCUUGCGCCUGUACACCAGUCUUGGCACCGACAAGUUGGCGAACUUUCUCGAGGUGGACGAGGAAGAGCUCAUUGAGGAGCUCAUGGUCGCCAAGGCUUCUAGCAGGAGCUUGAAGUGGUCCGAGGGUGGACUUUUGGAGGGUGAGGUCGUCAACACUAGCGAUUUGGACUUUGUCAUCGAUGGCAACAUGGUACACAUCGCAGAAUCCCGUGUUGGUCGCAGAUUUGGCGAGUGGUUCAUGAGACAAGGAAUCCGGAUGAAUCAGACUUUGCACCACAUCAAGUCCAAGCCUUUGCCCAUUCCCGACGACGCCAAUGCCGCUGCUCAGGUUGCCGCAGCCACAGCUACAGGCAGCAAGACGGGCGAUCGAAGGCCGGGCGCAUAUGGUGGUGCGUUUGGAGGUGGCAGAGGAGGGCACGCUGCGAAGAGGGGAGGCGCCAGAGCGGGUGGAGCUUCGACUGGUGGUCCGGCUUGGGGAGGCGCUGGAAUUAGGACUGCUGCUGCAACCACGACCGGCUAGAUUUGAGGCUUCGCAUCAGCUAGCAAGCUCUGCAAAAUGCCAUGUCUGUUGCCACAUCUCUGGCACGACAGAUGUGCGCCCCCCCUCCCGCGAUGGCAAUUGUAUUCAUUACAAGCACAUGAUGGGUCUCUUUUCGGACGCGAACGAGCUUCUCGCACCGU
Molecule: messenger RNA, 2209 nt
Organism: Ceraceosorus guamensis
Lineage: Eukaryota; Fungi; Basidiomycota; Exobasidiomycetes; Ceraceosorales; Ceraceosoraceae
Exons: 6
Coding region: 33-2048 (671 amino acids)
Biological process (GO): translational initiation
Cellular component (GO): eukaryotic translation initiation factor 3 complex; cytoplasm
Molecular function (GO): protein binding; translation initiation factor activity
Source: RefSeq, a predicted model, not a curated record